Messenger RNA from Priceomyces carsonii, 1230 nucleotides. RefSeq names its product Mum2p (gene MUM2). Lineage: Eukaryota; Fungi; Ascomycota; Pichiomycetes; Serinales; Debaryomycetaceae. The transcript is spliced from 2 exons. The record is from RefSeq and is a predicted model, not a curated record. Bases 1 to 1230 code for a protein of 409 amino acids.
AUGGACAAUCAGGCAGCAAAUUCACGUUUAAACACGACAUCGGGUCAGUCAAAUACACUGAUUGACAGCUCAAUGUUAUCAAAUUACGGAGCUGAUAACAGUGGCCUGUUACUAGGAUUACAGUCAAGCAUGGAUUCCAAUUAUUUUCAAGACCUGAGCAAGAAUCAGCUGGCUAAGUUUUGGCAGUCCUCUCCCAUGGGUAACUAUUUGCAAACACCAAAUUUCAUGCCUCCUUCUGUGAACAACCGAAACAGCGUAUUGGGAAGUUCAGAUAUGAGCUUAGGUCAAACGAAUCCCUUGGUGCCGUCUUUGUCUACAUUACAGUUACAGCCUCAAGGUAUCACAGAUAUGCAGAAUGGGGGGUCUAUUAGCAGAGCCAACACGAACAAUGCUUCAAACAAAUAUCCUUUGAGGUCUUCUACAAAAGGCUCUAUGAACAUUAAUGCUCCAAGCUACAUUCCAAAUUAUGCUGAUUCACAACAUUAUAACACCAGAGGGAACAAUUUGGUAUCUCAAAAUUCGACCGAUUUGCAACAAUUUGAUCUCGAUAAGUCCCCGCUAUCGAAUACCAUAUCUGCAAAAAACCAUUAUGGGAACUAUACCUAUGCGAAGAGUAAUGGUAAUGUCAAUUUCGAAUCUAAUAUAAAUUCCCAGCUUGAAGAAAGAUCCAGCUUGGGAAAUUAUAGACUCAGCAACAACAAUUCUGCCCCCAACGGAAGAACAGAUAACGACGAAUCCAGCGAUGAUGCUCGAAAGUUAAAGGUAGAGAUCAUGGUGAAAAAUCAGAUCAUAAAAAGCUUGACCGAUCAACUUAAUACAGCUAACUUUGUAAAAUCGAAGAACUUGGAAAGUUUAGGACGGAAGUCAUCAUCAUCAGGAACAAUGAAAAUUCCAAAUAAUUUUUAUCAGUUAUUCAAAGAUUUGACAAGGACUCUUAUGGAGAAGACACAAGAGUUGGAUGAGACGAAACAACGCUUAGAAGCCAUUUUAGUUAGUAUAACUAUUAACAAUUCUUCUAAUAAUCAUUUUACGGCAAAUGGAAACUAUGACGAGCAAGAAAUUGCUCACAAGAUUGUCAAUAAGUUAUCACUUUUACAAAAUGAAAAUGAGAACUUGUUGAAAAUGAUCAGCUUCAGCAAUAAAUCAAGUUUAAUGAUUGAACUAGGGCUAUUGAAAAAUGAAAAUAAACUAUUGAAAGAGAAAUUGGGUAAGCUUGAGCAAAGCAAAUGA